CAACUUAUUAUUAUUAUUCCUCUUAAACCAGAAAAAGGCUUGACAUUUUAUUUUGGUUCAAAAGAUCAAAGAUGUAUUUUUUUUUUUUUAUUAUUGACAACAAAAAUAUUUAGUAUAAAAUCAGUAAUAGAAUUGAGGAGGUAGUAGAAACUAGAAACUAGAAACUAGAAAGCUGCUUCCUUUUCCUUUCUUUUUUUUAAUAAUAAUAUUUCGUUCAUACGUUUGGGGGAAAAAGGCAAGUGCGUUUUUAGUGAAUAAAAAAAACCAUCACAGGUUUUUUUCAAACGAGUUUGAUCAAAUCCAUUUUCAGAUUAUGUUUCAUUUUUGUCUGUUAUUAUUAUUUAGGAGGUUGGUUGGUUUGACAAAGUAAAUUAAAAAAAAUAAAAGAAGAAGGCAAAUCUAUCUUUUGUGUGUAAAUUUUGAGUUUUGAUAAUGAUGAUGAGUUGCCGUUUGGCGAAAAGCUAUGGUUUUAUCAGAUUGUUCUUCUUGUGUAGUAGUAAUAAUAAGAAUAAUAAUGGGAGUCGUCUUCUUCGUUUUCCUCAAUUCCCGGCUGAUGCGUUCUCUGCGUUUCGCAGUUCGAGGUACAGAUCCAUGAUGUCUGCUUCUUCCUCCUCCUCCUCCUCAAACCCCAUGUCCCGUGAGGAUGCUACACUCCUCCCAUCCAUUGAUGACAAGUACGGUGGCGUCAGGACCGAGAUGACUCAUCCCAUGGAUCCUUCUCUCUUCUCCUCACUUCUCCGUGCCUCUCUCUCUAACUGGACUCUUCAGGGCAAGAAAGGAGUGUGGAUCAAAUUGCCAAAGCACCUUAUCGGUCUUGCUGAAAGUGCUGUUAAGGAGGGAUUCUGGUUUCAUCACGCCGAGAAAGACUACUUGAUGCUUGCGUAUUGGAUCCCCAAAGAUGUCCAUACGCUUCCUGCCAAUGCAUCUCACCGUGUUCGCAUAGGUGCCUAUGUCAUUAACCACAACAAAGAGGUGCUGGUCGUUCAAGAGAAGACAGGACAAUUUCAAGGCCAAGGUAUCUGGAAGUUCCCCACCGGAGUAGUGAAUGAGGGUGAAGAUAUCCAUGAUGGCUCAGUCAGAGAGGUGAAAGAAGAGACUGGAGUGGAUACAGAAUUCGUCCAAAUAUUGGCGUUCAGACAAACACACAAAACCUUCUUUGAAAAGUCAGAUUUGUUCUUCGUUUGCAUGUUAAAGCCCCUUUCUUUGGAGAUCAAUGCACAGGAAUCAGAGAUUGAGGCAGCUCAGUGGAUGCCUUGGGAGGAAUACACAAAGCAACCAUUUGUACAGAAGCAUGAACUCUUGAGGUAUAUGACAGACAUUUGCUCUGCUAAAACCGACGGAGGCUACGAAGGCUCCACUCCUAUUCGUGUCUCGGCGCCUGAUCAACAAGGGGCGCCUGAUCAACAAGGAAACUUGUACUACAACACCCGCGACUUACAUUCGCGCCAUUGACCUUCUUUCUCAACAAACAGAGCAGUCCUCACAGAUUCUAACGAAGCUGGUUUAUUUGCUGCCUCUCUCUCUCUCUCUAUCUAUGUAAGCAUUUUGACUGACACUUGAAUCUUUUUAGCUCUCAACCAAAAACAUAAAAAGCAUCACAAAUGAAAACAUAUGCAUUCAGUGCGAUCCAAA
Molecule: messenger RNA, 1632 nt
Organism: Camelina sativa (false flax)
Lineage: Eukaryota; Viridiplantae; Streptophyta; Magnoliopsida; Brassicales; Brassicaceae
Product: nudix hydrolase 2
Molecular function (GO): ADP-ribose diphosphatase activity; NADH pyrophosphatase activity; NAD binding
Source: RefSeq, a predicted model, not a curated record